Messenger RNA from Rhopalosiphum maidis (corn leaf aphid), 2653 nucleotides. RefSeq lists its product as uncharacterized. The coding region runs from base 77 to 580 and encodes 167 amino acids. Lineage: Eukaryota; Metazoa; Arthropoda; Insecta; Hemiptera; Aphididae. The record is from RefSeq and is a predicted model, not a curated record. The transcript is spliced from 3 exons.
CAGUGUGUGUACAUGUGUGUAUGUACGUGUUAGAGAGAGCCUCUUUACGAUCACGGCCAGUUUUAUCGUCCGCACGAUGGCUCGCGUACCGUCACUGUUAUGUCUCAUCGUGCUGCCACUCAUCAUUCUAUACUCUGUAUCUCAUGUAAACGCAACCAUUUUUGUACCCGAAGAAAUUCCUUCUUUGUUGUCGGUAGUCUACAGUAAUAUGCCACCGAUUAAAAAAGGUACGGACUCGAAAUUAGGUGUAGGGUUCCGAUUGGGUCCGAACGCAGACGUGCAGUUCCAGUUAGAACUCGGGCCGCAGACCAACACGUUGCCGAUCGGUGGCAAUGCCGCUUCAGCACCCGCAGUUGCGAAUAAAAGGCACGCGACUGUAGGACAGGACAGUGACUCAAGCGGUGGAAAGCCAAAGGACUGGCUGAAUGCGUGGCGGUUGCAGAUGAGCCCUGGAUACGUGGCUGACGAAAGCAAUAACGUGGUCUCAGGCGAAGUUGCGGGUGGCAGCGUCGGUGACGGGUCCUCGGACGCGGUGGCGCACCUUAGACAGUUGUACAAACCACAACCGAUGACCGCGUAGUUGGGACACCACGCUAUUAAUUAAUUAUUAUUUUAAUUUACACUGAAUGAUAUUGAUUUUUUUCUAUUGCCCUUUUGUUUUGUACAUGCAGUUUAGGUUGGUGUUCAGCCAAUUUAGGUAUUUAUUAGUAUUGUUAGUGAUAUUUUUAUUGUGUAUAUAUUACGUAUGUAUAUUGGAAUUCUAAUCGAACGACCGUUUGUAAUAAAUAAUUAUUUAAAAAAAAAUUAUACAUGGCGUGAUGAUAAAAAACUUGGAUAUCUACUAAAUGGGCCUAAAAAUACUGACGUCAUUGGUUAUUCUAUUGAUUUAUUAUAUAAAUCAAUAAUCCGGCUUUCAUAAUUUGGCUUUAUCGAUUGAUAAACCAUUGUGUAACAACUUGCUAAUCGUUUCUUUAUGAACUAUAUUGUAAUACUUUCUAUACUGUAAUCGACAUUAUUUGGAGUGUAAGGCAUUGAUCCGAAUGCACAAACACAUUUAAACGGUCGACGUUUUACCUAACAUGCAUUAUUUGAAGAGCCCCUGACUUCGUGUCGUUCUGCACCGGUUUUGGUCCUAACUGUCGCAAAAUACGUAGCUCAUUUAUGCACAUUCAUGCAUAUAUUCAUGACAUAUAGCUUAGAAAAAUUUUAUUCUCAGCCUAUACAGAAAUGUAUAGUAUUUUAUAAAAUAAGAUGAAAAAUUAGAAAGUUUAGAACCGAAUAUUUUAUUUUUUAUUCAAUGAUGUUUGAUUAAUUGAAGAUUUAUCAUUUUUUUAGAUUGAUUUUUAUGCUUAUUUUAAUUGUUUUUAAUAUCGUAUAAUUUAAUUUUCUUUUAUGCUCUCAUUUUGAUAAUUUCAGAUCAUAUCGGUAUUACUACACUGUUACCUAUAUAUUUCACAGCAAUAACUUGCACAAGAUCAAUUGAGGUUGUGGAGGUUUUUGUAUAGUAGGUUAGGAACGCAUAAUUCAAUUAUUAUUAUUUCAGUGAUAUUUUUUAUAAGUAUUAGAAAAAAAAAUCUUCCUAAAAUAAUUAAAUAACAACAAAUUUAAGCUCCAAAAGAAUAGAAAAACAAACUUACGUAAACAUUGACUCUUCCAUUGAGACCAGCUAGCUGUGUGCAGAUAUGUGGAACAUCAUCGCCGAUUGAACAGCCAAAAUUAAUUUAUCGUAAUCGUGCUUUAAACUGGAAGUAUUGAGAUAUUUUAUGAAAAUUACUUCAAAAGAAUGAAAUAUGCGAGUACAAUACAUUAUGUAUUUAUAGGUUCUCUAAAGUACUAUCCAACUGUUUAUUAUUGGCUAAUUUUUUUCUCCGUUGAAAAUAUGACAUUUAUAAAUCGUCUUUAAGAAAUAGCGUUGGUCAUAGAUUAUAUAUAAAUAUAAGUUAAUAAAAGGUCUAUGAAUAAAUCAUAAUAUCUUUUUAUAUAUUUUAGAGAACUCUUUGUAAAAUAAGAUUUAAUAUCUUCUAGUUCAACUGUUAGUGCCAAAUUGAACCUUAAACUAAUAACUAGUCCGUAUACGUUUAUAGAUAUAGAAAAAUCUAUAUUAUUUCAUUUAAAUAUGGUAUACGGAUGGUUACGAAUUAUUUAAUCCACGAGGAUCAUAACCCAAUAACAUGGUUCAGUACUUCAUGCACUUAAAACUAUAAUAAUAUGCCCACACAAUUCAUAUAUGCAUUAAAAAUAUGUGCUUAAUAUUGUAUUAACUAUAUUUUUAUUGUUAAUUUAAAAAAGAUAGGCAAGAUGGUCAUGCUUUGCUAUACAUUAGGUGUUAAGUGGGUCAUUGUAUUAAAUUCGAAUUUAAUGAUGUAGGUAUCAUUUUAUACGAAGAACGAUUCAAAGCAGAGACAGUCUGCCAGCCUAUAUAACUAUGUUCAUUUCAUAACAUGUUUUUUUUUUUUAUAUAUAUAGUUAUUAGUCAUUUAUUUUAUUUUUAGUAUUACGGUAAUUUGAUUUAGUUUUUUCUAAAAAUAUUACAUUUAUUAUAUUAUUAUAAUAAUAACUAUUUGUAACAUAUUCUAUCAACUUUUACAACUCAUAAUUCAAUAACAUCUCUCUGUAAAUACCAUAAAACAAAGAAAAUAGAUUCAUCGUAUAA